Messenger RNA from Penicillium oxalicum, 1083 nucleotides. RefSeq names its product NAD(P)-dependent alcohol dehydrogenase. The record is from RefSeq and is a predicted model, not a curated record. The coding region runs from base 1 to 1083 and encodes 360 amino acids. Gene Ontology annotation, molecular function: alcohol dehydrogenase (NADP+) activity; zinc ion binding. Gene Ontology annotation, biological process: alcohol metabolic process. The transcript has 2 exons. NCBI's taxonomy places the organism in Eukaryota, Fungi, Ascomycota, Eurotiomycetes, Eurotiales, Aspergillaceae.
AUGGGUUCUACCGAGUAUAAGUUUGAAGGAUGGAUGGGCCUCAACAAGGAGGCCGCCCAAGGCAACAUGGUCUGGCAGCAGUUUGAGCCCAAGCCCUGGGAGGAGACCGAUGUCGAUAUCAAGGUCACUCACUGCGGCAUUUGCGGCUCUGACAUGCACACUCUCCGCAGCGGUUGGGGACCUACCAACUACCCUUGCUGUGUUGGUCACGAAAUCGUCGGAAUCGCUGUUCGCGUGGGCUCCCAGGCCGAAGGAAACAUCAAAGUCGGCGACCGCGUCGGUGUCGGUGCCCAGAGCGGCGCCUGCCAGAACGUCGACGGUGAUUGUGAAGCUUGUGCCAAUGGUCUCGAGCAGCACUGCAACCGCAUGGUUGGUACAUACAACGGAACCUACGCCAACGGCGGCAAGUCCUACGGUGGAUACUCUCUGUACAACCGCUCGCCCUCUCACUUUGUGAUUAAGAUCCCCGAUGCUAUUCCCUCCGCUGAGGCGGCGCCGAUGCUCUGUGGUGGUAUCACCACCUACUCUCCCCUCCGCCAAAACGGUUGCGGUCCCGGCAAGAAGGUUGGCAUUGUCGGCGUGGGUGGUCUGGGUCACUUCGGUAUCCUCUUCGCCAAGGCGCUCGGCGCUGACCAUGUUGUCGCCAUUUCCCGCAAGUCUGACAAGAAGGAGGAUGCCCUCAAGCUGGGUGCCGACGCUUACAUUGCUACCGGCGAGGACGAGGAUUGGGUGAAGAAGAACGCCAACUCCCUGGAUCUGAUCAUUUCCACGGCCUCCUCUUCCAAGAUGCCCCUGAUGGGCUACUGCCAGCUUCUCCGCCCCCGUGGCACCUUUGUCCAGCUGGGUGCUCCCGAGGACGGUCCCUUCGAGCUGCCCGCUUUCGCCCUGAUCGUGAAGGGUAUCAAGAUCGGUGGCUCCCUGAUCGGUAGCCCCGAUGAGAUCCGCGAGAUGCUCGACCUGGCCGCUUCCAAGAAGGUCAAGCCCUGGGUUGAGGAGCGUCCCAUGAAGGAUGCUAACCAGGCCAUCCAGGACAUGGACGCUGGUAAUGCUCGCUUCCGUUACGUUUUGGUCAACGACCAGUAA